Molecule: messenger RNA, 1982 nt
Organism: Eurytemora carolleeae
Lineage: Eukaryota; Metazoa; Arthropoda; Copepoda; Calanoida; Temoridae
Product: zinc finger protein 425
Exons: 12
Coding region: 288-1793 (501 amino acids)
Biological process (GO): regulation of transcription by RNA polymerase II
Cellular component (GO): chromosome
Molecular function (GO): chromatin insulator sequence binding
Source: RefSeq, a predicted model, not a curated record
AAACCACAAUAUGAUUAAUCAGUUUUCUAGGAAAAAAUAUUUAAUUUAUUCUUGACCAGACAAAGUUUUUAAGGUUUCCGUCCUGAAUUUAGAAUUGUAGGAUCAUUUAAACAACUUCUGCUGUCUCUUGGCUAUUAAUUUUUGCCACCUUUUUGUUUUGUUAAAAACAGAAAACUGUUUAUAAUAAACUUUGUCAUAAAUUUUUUAUAUUUUAUUUGAGUAAAACUAUAGAUUUCCUUCAUUUAUUAUUUUUGUUAAUAUUUUAUUUCAGAUUUGAAUAUAUACAGAUGGAGAGAAAUAUAGUGUACAUACCUAGCGAAUACAUAGAUACCAGUUUGACCGGAAAACAUUAUACACCGGAGGAGUUACCCUUUGCUCCCUUUGUUGCUGGUACUCUUAGGGAGAUAAUUUUGUCGCUUGAGUUCUCUAAGUUUCCUAAGCCUAGUAAGAGUAAGAUCCAACACCUCUCCUUCCUGGUUCACCUUCAGUCAAGAUUUGAUGAUUUCUCUCUUCUGUACAAACUGCACUGUAAUAUCCUACAGGAAAUAAACCAGGGGAAAACAAAAUGGACGGAUCAGGAUUAUUUUAAAGAGGCUGAGAGAAAUAUACUUGAAUGCUUGGAGAGAAAACAUAAGAAGGAAGUAACCUCAGAUCCAAUAUUUGAACUUAAAAAAGAUAAUGAUGUAGUAAGAGAGGAUGAACUUGAUGAAGAUGGUGAGAUUGUUGGGGACCUGGGGGACCUCUUUGACCUUAAGGAGGACAACGACAUGGAGGAGGAGGAGGUGGAGGACCUGGCGGAAGAGAAGGAUUUAAAAGGAAAUAUUAUUGAACCGGAUCCUGAUUAUGAAGAAACAUCCUUUACCCCUCCAGGAGAUACCAAGAAAAAGAAGAAAAAGAAAAAAGUUGAGUGCCCUAACUGUUUAAAGAAGAUUGUACUGGAGAAUAAAGGUUCAAUGAGUAAACAUCUUGAUAAAUGCAAUGGGUCAAAGUUUACUUGCCCCCAUUGUCCCGUCAGUAAGAACUCCUGGAAGAUAAUUAUGAAUCACAUAAAACGCGAGCACAGCGAGGAACCCCCCGCUUCUAUACUCUGUACUGAUUGUGGAGUUGUCAGCACUGGAUUCAUUAAACACGUUGAACACAUGGAAACACAUGCCAUGGCUUCAUGUAAUAUUUGCAAAAAGAAAUUCCGAGACGAGAUCCGGGUGAAGCGACAUCAAAAAUUUUGUAACAAAAAGAUCCCUGGUGAAGUGUGUCCUUACUGUGGUAAAACUUAUAAGUUUUUACAACCUCAUAUUUACGCAGUUCACACUGAAAGAGAAGCAAAGAAAUGUUCUGCUUGUAAUUUUACAUCAACAAUCAGCGGAUCUGUGAGCACUCAUUUCAGAAGGGUCCAUAGCAAGCCUGGUGUAUGUGAGCUAUGCAACAAAACUGUGAAAGAUUUGAAUCGACACAUGAAGAUUGGUUAUUGCACUAUAUCAGAAGCAGAGAGGCGAUUAUUCCAAUGUGAUCAAUGUGACAAAACAUUUACAAUGUCCUACCAUUUAAAACGACACAUAAAUGGCGUACAUCUGAAAACCAAAGACUUCCAGUGUGCAGAAUGUGUUUAUAGAUGUACAAACAGUUUUAAUCUUGGUAUUCAUAUUAAGAGAGUUCACCAAGGUAUACAGCUAAAAACUGAAUGUUUAAUCUGCAAAAAGGAAGUUUACAACCUAGAUUAUCAUAUGAAGGCUUAUCAUCAGGAGGAACUACUCUCUAGUGUAGGCGUUCAGGUCACCACCAAUAGGAAGCAAUAGAGAGCUCAACUCCGGGAGUUGUAGAAAGUUCAACUAGUCGAAACUCUGGAAGCUCUAGAGAGAUCAACUAGUGGAAACUCUGGGAGCUGUAGAGAGUUAAACUAGUGAAAACCAGGGAAUAGGAAUAACGGGAAAGGAAAUGGCGCUGGUCUGGCAUGAGAAAGCCAGUCGCACUGCUUUGCAGACCAG